Messenger RNA from Rubroshorea leprosula, 892 nucleotides. Lineage: Eukaryota; Viridiplantae; Streptophyta; Magnoliopsida; Malvales; Dipterocarpaceae. The record is from the annotation of a GenBank genome assembly.
GGUUUUAAUUGUUGUUAUGUAGUGGUUGGGCCAAAUGGGAUUGGUAAAUCAACCAUACUCAAACUAAUUGCUGGGGAAUUGCAACCAAGCUCUGGGACAGUUUUCCGUUCAGCUAAGGUUCGUAUUGCUGUUUUUAGUCAGCAUCAUGUUGAUGGGCUAGACUUGUCUUCAAAUCCUCUUUUGUAUAUGAUGCGCUGCUACCCGGGAGUGCCAGAACAAAAGCUCCGAGCCCACCUGGGUUCCUUUGGUGUAACAGGAAAUCUUGCACUUCAGCCAAUGUACACUUUGUCUGGUGGUCAAAAGAGCAGAGUGGCAUUUGCAAAGAUAACUUUCAAGAAACCUCAUAUAAUAUUGCUUGAUGAGCCAUCAAAUCAUCUUGAUUUGGAUGCUGUGGAGGCACUAAUCCAAGGCCUUGUUUUGUUCCAAGGAGGGAUUCUAAUGGUUAGUCAUGACGAGCAUCUGAUAUCUGGAAGUGUAGAAGAACUGUGGGCUGUAUCGCAGGGUAAGGUGAACCCUUUCCCUGGAACAUUCCAAGACUACAAAAAGCAAUUACAGUCCUCUUCUUAGGGGUAAAAUUAUGCUGGACAGAAGUUUUGAAUAAUGAAAGAUUUUAUAGUUUAGUUACUGACAUUAUUCUUGAAAGUUUGUCCCCAUAAUUGUCUCUGGCAUUUAUGUAUCCUGAAAAUUUUGACCAAAAAGGAUAUGGCUAUAACUAUUUUAUGCUGCAAUCUAAUAGAGGUGAAGCCCUCCCGGAUUCAGGAGUUGUUUGUGAGUUGUGACCAAAUCUAAUGGUGGUGGUGGAUGUUAUAAUUUGUUUGUUUGUCUGUUUGUUCUUUUGUGUUUAUUUAUUUAUUUAUUUAUUGUGUUACAGUAAGAAAUAUUAUGAAAAAAA